CCGGUUCUCAGGGCGGCUUCAUUCACCCACGCGUGGUGAAGGAAGCCCGCUUACCUAUGACAGGGUCUCCGACUCCCAUCUCCGUUACCCUAGAGGAUGACAAGACCCAGCGCUUCUUCGAUCAGACGGUCACCGACCUCCCCUUCUUCCUCACUCUCGAGCCGACUGAUCCUUCCCCGGCGUCUCGUCGCCACCGCUCCUCUGCACAUUUCGAUGUGAUGGAGACGGGGUACGACUACAUUCCCGGCACUCCGUGGUCUCGUCGGUUUCGCAACACCGAGGCCGAUUGGGCGACCAACACUCUCGUUCUCAAAACGAAGUGUGGACAGACGUAUCGCGUACCUUUCAUAGUACCCGUCCUCUUUGCUCGCAAAGCGGAUGGAACUCUCCGUCUCUGCAUCGACUAUCGCGGUUUCAACCGCUACACGGUUAAGAACAGCUACACCAUGCCUCGUUCCGAUGAGCUGUUCGACCGCCUAGCAGGCAACCGCUUCUUUACGAAGAUUGAUCUUCGUAGCGGUUACCACCAGAUCCGCGUCGCUGCAGCCGACCAGCCGAAGACAGCGUUCCGAUCGCGCUUCGGCCACUACGAGUUUAUGGUGAUGCCAUUCGGCCUCACCAAUGCACCCGCCACCUUCCAGAGGGCGAUGAACGACAUCUUCAGGGACAUCCUGGAGCAGUACGUUCUCGUCUACCUCGACGAUAUCCUAGUCUACAGUCGUACCCUCGAGGAGCACCUCAGACACCUCCGCGACGUCCUUGACCGCUUGCGCAGACAUGGCUUCUACGCCAAGCUGAGCAAGUGCUGCUUUGCCCAGCACAAAGUGGAUUUCUUAGGACACUACGUGUCUGACCAGGGUCUGUACAUGGACGACGCGAAGAUCACUGCUAUUGCGGAGUGGCCCGCCCCCACAUCCGCCAAGCAGCUUCGCAGCUUCCUAGGCCUGACCAGCUACUAUAGUAACUUCAUCCGAGGAUACGCUAGGUAUUCCUACGUCCUUACCUCCACCCUCCUCCGGAAUAACCCACCCUGGGCUUGGACACCCCUCCACGAGGACGCCUUCCGCGCCCUCAAGAAGGCGGUGACAUGCGCACCCGUUCUUCACCUACCCGAUUUUGACCGCCCGUUUAUCCUUACCACCGAUGCGUCAGACUUCGCUGUAGGAGCAGUGCUUUCUCAGGUCUUCCCCUUCUCUCCUGAUUCCUCUCAUCCUCGUAUCCCUCGCUUCCCACCACCUACCCCUACCACUGCUUCCCGACUGACGCCUACUCGUCCAGCUACUGACGAGCCUUCUAUUGACUAUUCUCCUACCAUCGCCGAGGACGGCACUGUCGAGUCUCGCUCCAGUGAUUGUCCGGUAGCCUUCUACUCCCGUCAGCUCCUGCCUGUCGAGAUAAACUACACCGCUGAUGAACGUGAGGUUCUCGCAGUAGUUUAUGCCACUCGGCACUGGCGUCACUACCUGCACGGGGCACCGUUCACGGUGCGUACAGACAACUCUGUUGUCCAGGCUUUUCUGACAAAACCGAAGCUCACUCCUCGAUAGGCUCGCUGGUGGCGCGACCUAUCCGAGUUUAGUUUCACCACUGAGCACAUCAAGGGUGAAACUAAUCGGGUCGUAGAUGCCUUAUCCCGGCGCCCUGACCACGAC
Chara braunii is the source of this 1652-nucleotide messenger RNA. NCBI's taxonomy places the organism in Eukaryota, Viridiplantae, Streptophyta, Charophyceae, Charales, Characeae. The record is from the annotation of a GenBank genome assembly.